Molecule: messenger RNA, 729 nt
Organism: Camellia sinensis
Lineage: Eukaryota; Viridiplantae; Streptophyta; Magnoliopsida; Ericales; Theaceae
Source: RefSeq, a predicted model, not a curated record
CCCCAAAUGGCUUCCACCCAAUGCUUUUGAAAUUAUUAUUUUUUAACCCUUUAUUUAUUUUGUAACACUCCAAUCCCCGUUCGAAAGCUUCAUUUCAGAUCGAUUGGGGAGGGAGGGAGAGAGAGAGAGUGUGUGCUCUCCACCAAAAAUAUUCUGGGAAUGGGUUUUUGGACGCUACUAGAAGGUUGUCUGCUUCUUGCUAAUGCACUGGCAAUAUUAAAUGAGGAACGUUUCCUCGUGCCUAGAGGGUGGAGCUUCCAGGAAUACUCAGGUGUCAGAAGAAAUUCGCUCAAGGGGCAGAUGAUUGGUCUUAUUUAUGCAGUCCAGUACAUGAGAAUUCCUCUUAUGAUUGCCAAUACCAUUGUCAUUGUUGUGAAACUGGUGUCUGGGUGAUGUUGCAUUGUACGUCACUGCCUGAUAAAUGAGCUGAAUGGUUGCACGGAUUGAUGAAGGUUCACCAUGAUUGAUGGAAGUGUGAAGACGUUUUUAUUUUUUUAUUUUUAUUUUGGAAGAGGCAGCAUUUGUUAAAAAACAACAAAAAAUGCUUUCGUAGGAACUUUCUUUCUUAGUAUUUGUUGUUAGGAUCCAUGACAUAUCAUGGUGGUGGAAGCAUCAGGUGGUUUGUGAAACUGGUUUGCAAUAGAUUUACUGAUUUUGUAUUGUUGAAAUGGCUUCGGCGCAGAUGUGUGUUACGGUUUAAGAAUUUAGUUCAUUGAUUUGUUAAUUCUC